This is a messenger RNA of Triticum turgidum subsp. durum (durum wheat), 894 nucleotides long. The record is from the annotation of a GenBank genome assembly. Lineage: Eukaryota; Viridiplantae; Streptophyta; Magnoliopsida; Poales; Poaceae.
AUGAUGGAGAGGAAGGGAGGGUGCUGCUUGGCGCCGAGGUACGCAGCCGGGGCCCAGGCAGGCCAGGGGUGGCACAUGGGAAGGGCCAUGCUGAAGUUUAGGCCCAUCGCGCCAAAGCCGGCGGUGAUGGCGCCUGCGCCGAUGCCGGCCGUGCCCGCUGGGAAGGGGAAGGGGAGACGGAAGGCGGUUGCAGGGCCAGGGGGUACCGGGAGGAGGGGACGGAAGCCCAAGAAGCAGGCCACGGUGGCUGCACCGACGACGCAAAAGUUGGACUACGUGCAGGACAAGCCUUUGUCCUCGCCGUCCUCCUCCUCGUCGGGGAUGACGUCCGUCGACUCGUCGCCUCCUCCACCCCUGCCGCUCAUGCCUGUGCUGCCGGCAGAGGAGGGGUUCGGUGGGGCGGCGCCGGUGGCGAAUCUGGCGCCUGCCCACGUUGCCGGACUGGUCCUGCCGCCGCAGGCGCUGCGGCAAGCGGUGUCCUGGGUGACGGUUGAGGACGUCACAGGCAUCUGGCGCGACGGCGAGGCGCCGUACGCUGCGGCCUGCGGCGGCGACGAGGCCCCAACGUUCGUGUCCGACCAGUGCGGCCGCGUCACGUGGACAAACGUGGCUUUCAACCGGGCAGUGUCCGGUAGGGAGGACGUAGACGCAGCCAUGGCCCCGUCGGCGGCCGCUUCCGAGGUGCGGGUGGUGCUCGCCGCCAAGGAUGGCGCCCCCGUGCCGGCGUGGGGCUCCUGUGCCGGUUUCACCUGUCGGGUGCGCGUCCCGUACGCAUGCCCUCGCCGAGGUUCCCUCGUGGCCCCGUGCGACGUGUGGCGGCUAGACGCUGGUGGCUACCUCUGGCGGCUCGACCUUCAGGCCACCCUCAGCCUCUCCCUCGGCGGCUUCAUUUGA